GAUUCUAGGAUAGAACCUGCUCUGAUCAAAAUUGGAGGGUUUCUUUAUUAAAGGGAUGAUAGUGCUGAAGAAUAAGUUCUUGAUCAACAUAGUGGACGAAUACAACCGUAGUCAACGCUUACAAAGAAUCAAAACUAGAAACUUUUUGGCUUCCUCUUAAAUAGUUGCAACAACAAAAGCUAUAUUUCAAAGUUUGAAGAUCCAAAUUCAAAGAUAGAUAUGGUUCUUGAUUUUGAGGUCACAGGAAAAAUAAAAUAAAAAUUGCUAGGAGAACAGGGCCGAUGAUGGUUUACCUAGAGAUGGUCUCGAUGACCAAACCUUACUGAAAGAGACAUAAGACAUAUGUCUCAAAAAAAUUAAAUAUUCCUAGAGGAAGAGGUAGAUAUGGUUCUUUAAUGUCAUUUGUCAACUUGUUAAUGAAUAGAAAAUACAACGGAGACUUUCCUCAUGGUUUUACAUCGAUGCAUGUCACGUCUUCUAAGAUCCUAUAUCAGUUUUGUCGAUCAUUGUUCAUCAUCUUCUUCAUUCUUCCGGAGACCUGACAGAGAUGGUGAGUUUCAUCAGCGCGUGGUGUUUAGUGAUCAUCUCAUUGUGUUACACUCAUGUCGUUGCCCGAUUGGUUUCAAAAGGGAUGAGAAGGAUGAUACUAUUCAUACCAGUCUUCCUCUAUUUCUUCGUAGUUCCUUUAUCACUGUCCACCAUACAUUCAAUAGGCAUCACGGCUUUCUUCAUCUCCUGGCUCGCUAACUUCAAGCUCUUUCUCUUUGCUUUAGGACGAGGUCCUCUUGCUUCAGACACUAAACCCUUAUUAUCUCUCCCUAUUUUCUUAGCUGUCUCUUGCUUGCCCAUCAAGAUUCCUCUGAGCCCUAAACCUACCACAUCUUACUCAUCUAGAGAGGGUCUCUUGUAUUAUACCAUCAUGGUUACUCUUUUGGUUCUUAUGACAAAAGUCUACGCGUAUAACAACAAACUCCCUGACAAAGCCGUAUUGACACUCUACGCGAUUCACAUCUAUCUCUCCCUCGAGCUCAUCCUAUCUGCCACAGCCACCAUGGUUCGAGCUAUGUCAAGUCUUGAGCUAGAGCCACAGUUCAACAAACCCUACCUGGCUACAUCACUUCAAGAGUUUUGGGGCAGACGAUGGAACCUGGCUGUCAGCGGAAUUCUAAGGCCUACUGUCUACGAACCGAUGGUUCAGCUGUUCUCUGUCUUGGGCCCGAACUGGUCGCAGGCCCCAGCUGUUUUCGCCACGUUUGUUGUCUCAGGUUUGAUGCAUGAGCUCAUCUUCUUCUACCUGGGAGGGUUGAUGCCGGAUUGGAAAGUAAUGUGGUUCUUUCUUGUACACGGGCUAUGCACUACUGUGGAGAUAGCCGUCAAGAAAAAAGUCAACGGAAGGUGGAGGUUUAUUCCGACAGGAAUCAGCCGUGUUUUAACGUUCGGGUUUGUCAUGGUGACUGGUUUGUGGCUGUUCUUGCCAGUGUUUAAGGGGGGAAACAUAUUUGAGAGGAUUCUUGAAGAGUACGCAUAUGCAGGCGCGGUUGUAGCAGAGCUCAAGACCAUCAUCGCUUCUCUAAUUUUAAACACUUAAAAAGAUUUAAAACAAAUCUUGAGUAUUUUUUAUUGCAAUAACUCUUUCUUUGUUUUCUAUUGCUAUAAAAAAAUUCCAAAGUUGCUGCAUAAACCAUGCAUGAUUUAAGCAAAUAGUGGAAGUUUAUAAAACUAUAAUUUAAACA
Molecule: messenger RNA, 1733 nt
Organism: Brassica rapa (field mustard)
Lineage: Eukaryota; Viridiplantae; Streptophyta; Magnoliopsida; Brassicales; Brassicaceae
Product: acyl-CoA--sterol O-acyltransferase 1
Biological process (GO): lipid metabolic process
Source: RefSeq, a predicted model, not a curated record